Choloepus didactylus (southern two-toed sloth) is the source of this 3942-nucleotide messenger RNA. RefSeq names its product synaptotagmin-15-like. Gene Ontology annotation, molecular function: syntaxin binding; calcium ion binding; clathrin binding. Bases 1189 to 2880 code for a protein of 563 amino acids. Gene Ontology annotation, biological process: regulation of calcium ion-dependent exocytosis; calcium-ion regulated exocytosis; regulation of dopamine secretion. NCBI's taxonomy places the organism in Eukaryota, Metazoa, Chordata, Mammalia, Pilosa, Megalonychidae. The record is from RefSeq and is a predicted model, not a curated record. The transcript is spliced from 10 exons.
UGGGGAGAUCGUCCUGGAUUGUCCUGGUGGGCCCAGUGAAAUCACAAGGGUCCUUGUCUAUAAAAGGAAGGCAGGAAAAGUGAAGAGGACAGCAGCAGAGUCAGAGAGAGAAGGAUCAGAAACUGCCGCGCUGCUGGCUUGGAAGACGGAGAUCUGAGGGGCAAGACAGGGGAUGCUUUGGGACCCGAGACCCCCACCGUCACCUCGUCUAUAAGCAAAAGUCAGGGCCAGCUCCGGCGAGAUCUCCAGACCCCCAGCCAAGCGCACUGCGUCCCUGGAGGGCAGGUAUGCGUGGCCGCCCAGGGCGAGGGGAAAGGCAGGGACGGGAGCCGCGGCGUUGCCCCCGCACCCGGGCUUCCAGACGCGGUCGGCACGGUGGAGACUCACGCCCGCCUGACGGCCUCCUCUGUCACCAGGAUAGGCCCACGUGCGCGCGGGGAAGCGGGGACUGGGCUCGGUCUUGGGACACGGCAAUCAAGACAAAAUAACAAGACUGCCCCCACCCACACUCCUUUCAGCUCCCACCUUCAGACGCUGCCCACCAGCCGCGCCCUCCCUACAGCGCCUCUGGCUGGGGAAGCUGGGCGGGCGCCGGGAGAAUGCGCAUUCCCGGACCGGACACACGCAGCCAGGACAGGCAGAAGGCCUGGAGCGCCCUUGCCCAAGCCGCGCCCUCUCGGCUGCGUUCCCCAACCUCGCAGGCCCUGUGGUCUGAUAACAAUUACCAUAAUAAUAGUGGCUGCGGUCAGGAGGGGACCCAUGCGUCGUCGCCCUAAUCACCAUCAGACUUGCCGGCAUGCGCUGCGCCCAUGCCCCCUCCCCAGGACUUGGCACUGUUCUAAAUGUGUUACAGGUAGAGCUCGCACGGAUUCUGCGAGGGGGUGCUACUAUUAACCCAAUUAGGGGAGGUGAGCCCAGAGAGCUUAAGUAAUUUGUCCCAAGUCACACAGCUGGCCCGUGCGGUGCUGGAGUUGGAACCCAGGCUCCACGUGAAUUUUCGCGCCCGACGGUGUGGCAGGGGAGCCCACGCAGGGGCUGGGCGCGUGAACUCUGCCCUGGGGUCCGAGAAAGCUCCCGGGCAUAGGGGUCAGAGGUAGGUCUGCCUGGAGGGGCCACAGCCUCAGUCUGGGGAGGGUCUGGGGAGAAGGGGAAGCGCAUUCCAGGACGCGGGCCAAGGCAAGACGGGCGAUGGGCCGAGCCCUCUAUUCCAGGGGGCGGAGGAGAUCUUUACUCUGCCCUCCGGGAUGGGGUGAUCCUCGCAUCCCACCCGCCGUCAGCCAGAGGGAGCCCCGGGCGCUCGGCUCCCUGCCCCUCCUGGGCCUCGGGCAGGGCCGCGCCGGAGCGGAGCUGUGGUCUGGAGCCGGCGGGCACUGGGUCCCUGCUCUCGCCGUCCCCGGUGCGGCCGCCCGCGCCGCCACAGGGCUGGAGAGCGACGAGGGACCGCCCCCCGCUCCCGCCCGACGGCUCGCGCUGCGCCUGAAGAGCCGGCUCCGGGGCAGCGGCGGGAGGCGCGGAGGCCGGCGGGCCGGGCCGAGCAGCCCCAUGGCGGGACCCGAAGGGGCACCUCCUUUGCCCGGCCCGGGGGGGCCUGUUCGCGGGACCGAGCCUCUGCGCGCCCGCGGCCCUCCAGAUCCCCGCACUUGUGGGGGUGCAGAGCAGGUGGCCCUGGUGAUUGGAGGCGUCAGCGGGGGGCUGCUGCUGCUGCUGCUCCUGGUGAGCUGCUGUGUCUGGAAGAGGCUCUGUGUCUCCUCCUACGAGGAGCUGCCCAGCGCCCCAGCCCCGGCCACCACCAGUGGACAGGGGGACAAGCUCUGCCAGCCAUGCAGGCCCCCAGGGGUGCCAUUUGUGGUGCCCCCCUCCCUGCAAGGCCGAGACUGGAUGCCCCUGCACAGCGGAGAGUGGGUCCAGGCCCCACGAGACCCCUGCCUAGCCCCGGAGCUCCUGCCCCACCCCCCCCGCGGCAGCCUCGGAGAUGCAUAUGGUGGGGGGACCAUCAACCCAGAGCUGUACAGGUUACCCGAGGACAGGAGUGAGACCGAGUUCCCCGAGGGCUGCCUGGGGCGGCUGUGGUUCUCGGUGGAAUACCAGCAGGAGGCUGAGCGGCUGCUGGUGGGGCUGAUCAAGGCGUGCUGGCUGCAAGCCCCCUCGGAGACCUGCAGCCCCCUGGUGAAGCUGCACCUGCUGCCCGACGAGCGCCGCUUCCUCCAGUCCAAGACCAAGCGCAAAACCGCCAGCCCGCAGUUCGACGAGCACUUCAUCUUCCAGGUGUCCAGCAAGAGUGUCACACAGAGGGUGCUGAAGUUCUCUGUGUACCACGUGGACAGACAGAAGAAGCACCAGCUCCUGGGACAGGUGCUGUUCCCCUUGAAGAGUGAGACCCUGGCCAGCGACGGUGGGCGUGUCAUCUGGAGAGACCUGGAGGCCGAGAGCCUGGAGCCUCCCUCGGAGUUCGGCGACCUGCAGUUCAGCCUCAGCUACAACAACUACCUGAGCCGCCUGACGGUGGUCGUGCUGCGUGCCAGGGGCCUCAGAUUCCACGAGGACAAGAGCAUUGUCAGCGUGUUCGUCAAAGUGUCUCUGAUGAAUCACAACAAGUUUGUCAAGUGCAAGAAGACCUCGGCCGUGCUGGGCUCCGCCAACCCCGUGUACAACGAGACCUUCAGCUUCAAGGCCGAACCCGCCGAGCUGGACACGGCCAGCCUCAGCCUGACGGUGCUGCAGAGCUCCGAAGGGGACAAGGGCCACCCACUCGGCCGGGUGGUGGUGGGCCCCUACAUGUACGCCCGCGGCAGGGAGCUGGAGCACUGGAACGAGAUGAUCAGCAAACCCAAGGAGCUGGCAAAGAGCUGGCACGCGCUCUGCCGCCCCGCUGAGCCCUGAACUUCGCAGCAGCUUCCAGAGCCUGCCCUGCCCGUGGCCGCCCGUGGCACGGCCACGAGACACAGACGCUCCCUCCACCGUCUCACUGAGCUGCCCGGUUGCCCCCCGAGCCCAGAGGACGUGAGUGUGCUGGUGUGCAGGAGAGCAGAGGAGCAAGGAAAGUGCUGGAACCCUCCUGCCACAUUCCAUCUUCCCUACCUUUGGGGCUGUCUGGAUGUGGAAUCUGGCUCUGCCUCAUCACAGGCCUGACUGGGACCCACGUCUCAGGCGCUUGGAAUAAAUAUCCUGAAUACUUAGCAUUAGCAUAGCUGUCUGUUCCAGAUGCCAAUGCAGGGUGAACUCCAGUCCCACCGUCUGAAGCUAAUGAUGUUGCCACCAAGCCUGCAUCUUUUAGGUGUGAUGGCCUCUGCCUUCUGCAUAGCAGAAGAAGCAACCUGUUCUGGGGGAAAUAAUAGGAAAAAUGUCCAAAGCGUUUAUUUCAAUGGGUCCACAAUAAUAGGCAGUCUGAGAAUUGGAUCCCCUUACUCUGAGCUGUGGGUGUAGAAGUGGGUCUGGGUUUCACAGCUGGCCCACCCAGCAUAGGAGGGAAAUCUUCCUGGCUUCAGAGCUGGGGGGUGGGGGCAGGGAUCCCUGUGCUCCCUUUCUGCCCCCCGCUCCCAGCCCCCAGCACCCAGUGGUGGCAGGUUCUCCCAGGUAGCAGGAUUCAGCUUCUGGGGCUUUGACUUUGGACAGGAAAUUGUGAAAGCAGGUGGCCAAAAUGCUAGGCCACAGGGUGGAACGCUUUCCCGGUAAAAUGAGCCAUUCCUUUAUUACAUGGUGGUGGGUGCAGGUGUAACAUUCAUUACGAUGGGCGUUCCCACGAAUCACGCCCAACUCCCUGUGAAGCUGGACAGGAGGUGACAAGCAGGGACAAGGUGACACGCAUGUCCCCGUUAUGGUAAUGGGCCGGCGGUAUUUUCCCCUUCGUGUUGUUGGACCCGGUUUCUUGCUUGGCUGGAGCAGUGUUGUUUCUUUGCAGAUGGAAUGCAUUUACUGUAUCACUAAAACAGCUUUAAACCAGUA